GAGACGAGUCAGCCUGACUGCAUGCUACCUUCAUAACGACUUCACUACCGACAGCAAGAGAAACAGAAUGAUACCUCGAAUAUAGGCCAUCAUAAUCGCAUCGACUCGGCUUAUCCUUAUUUUUAUUCAAACGUAACUCAAGAACAAUCUGUCAUGUUCGGUGAAUCGGACAGCGAGAGCCCUCGCGUACCCAGCCCAUGGGACCCCUUCAUAUCUGCGUCCCCAUCACCGUGUUCACUGGAGUCGAAUGCAUCCCAGAACUUCAAGAUCAAGAAGCUGGCGCCUGAGGCGGAGGAUGGCAACGUGGAGUACAAGCUCCAGCUCCUCUCGCCGUCCCCCGCCCGUUUCGCGCGCCUCGUGACGCAGCUGAAAUGGCGCCUCCUCGAGGGUGGCGGGCAGGCGUACUACGAGAUCGGUGUCGCGGACUCGGGCGCGCUCAUUGGCCUCUCGCGCGUGCAGCUCGAGGAAUCCAUCCAGACACUCGAGGAGAUGGCGGGAGAGAUCGGCGCGAGCGUGAUCAUCGUCAAGGAGAUCGAGCUGACCGGCCGGGACCGCGAGCGCGCGAAGGAGGAGCUCCAGGCGACCAGCGGGAUAUACGGGCGUAGGAACCGGCGGCGCAACAAGAACAUGGCCGCUCUGCUCGCCGGCGACUCUACCGCUACAACGACGACGACCGAGUCCGAGCUGUCCACCGCCGACAUCACUGACGCGGAGCCGGAUGAUAUCGAGAUAGCCACUCCCGCCGCCUACCCUUCCGCUUUUGACGUAGCCUCCUCUCCCACCUACGUUGCCCUGGACGACGCCCUCGCCCUGUUCUCCAUGGACCCCGAGCCGGACGUCUCCGACGUUGGCGUUGAGGCGGACGUCGAAACAGACCCCGAGCCCCGCGUAGCCGUCGAUCUGGAAAUAGCGUCCGUGUACAAGCCCCGCCCCUUCCGCCGCCGUGUGCACGCGCACGGACACGUCGACGCAGUCGCGCACGGCAAACGCGGGCUCGGGAAGAAGGCGAAGAAGAUACUGCCCUCGUCCGUCGAGGCGCUGAAGGGCGUGAAGACCGCGCAGGAAAUUAAGACGGCCAAGGAGGCUAAACUCGCAAAGCGCCUGGCUGCGCGGGAGCGGAAGAAGCAGGAGAAACAGCGGACGCUGAUGGCGCAGGAUUAUUUCUCGGGCACGCCGCUGUCGGUGUUGGAGGACCAAAUAUCUCAGUCCGAUGAGAAGGCGGACAAUGUCGAUGGACUGAUACCAGCCCUCGGGACGCUCACGGUUGAGGCCAAGGAAAUGCAAGCGGUCCGAGACACGGGCCCUGUGGCAGCACUAAACGACGGAAUUGUGAAUGCACCAUUGGGCGGGAGCCCUGACGACGAGAUACUCCCUCCACCAGCUGACCAGGGCGAGCCGCGUCUCAUCGUCGAAGUCCUAGUCGUCCGAAAGCUCUCAUUAGAGGAGGCAUUCCUCGACUUCGGCGGAUUCUCUCAUAUUCCGUAAAGGCGGCCACUUCGUAUCUGACGGUCACCGACGAACAUUUACUUCGAAUCCACUUGCCUUCUGAUAUGAUAUUCCGGAGCCCCUUCGCCUUUGUUGUAUAAUUUUUUGUGUUUGUAUCACUCACCAUAUAUGUACAUUGAUUCACUGCAAUCAUCCCCUG
This is a messenger RNA of Gloeophyllum trabeum ATCC 11539, 1645 nucleotides long. RefSeq lists its product as uncharacterized. The coding region runs from base 154 to 1485 and encodes 443 amino acids. The record is from RefSeq and is a predicted model, not a curated record. Lineage: Eukaryota; Fungi; Basidiomycota; Agaricomycetes; Gloeophyllales; Gloeophyllaceae. The transcript has 2 exons.